Molecule: messenger RNA, 990 nt
Organism: Drosophila santomea
Lineage: Eukaryota; Metazoa; Arthropoda; Insecta; Diptera; Drosophilidae
Exons: 3
Coding region: 202-801 (199 amino acids)
Source: RefSeq, a predicted model, not a curated record
GGCUAAAGCGGCAUCACUGAACACGAUCGUUGGGCAUUUCGUUAGUAGCGCGUUUGCCGGCCGACGAAACAGGUGUACAAGAAAACAAAGCCACCACAAAAUAGUUGGCUGUGAAUGCGGUGAAUGCGUUCAACGGCGGAUCUUCGCUUGCACCUUUGGCGAUAGACGAGAUACGUAUACGGAUACAGAUACAAAUAGAGAAUGGCCUCUAACAACAGCAGCACCACCGAUCUGGACAGCCAGGUCAAUGUGGAGGAUUUGCCCAUUACGUUCAAGGUGAAAUACAUUGGCUCCGAAGUGGCACGUGGCUUGUGGGGCAUUAAGUACACGCGUCGUCCGGUGGACAUAAUGGUGGGCGUGGCCAAGAACCUGCCACCCAACAAGGUGCUGCCCAACUGCGAAUUGAAGGUGUCCACCGACGGUGUCCAGCUAGAGAUCAUUUCGCCCAAGGCCAGCAUCAAUCACUGGAGCUAUCCGAUCGACACGAUAUCGUAUGGCGUACAGGACCUGGUCUACACAAGGGUCUUUGCCAUGAUCGUGGUGAAGGACGAGUCGAGUCCGCAUCCCUUUGAGGUACACGCCUUCGUUUGCGACAGUCGUGCGAUGGCGCGCAAGUUGACCUUUGCCCUGGCCGCCGCCUUUCAGGAUUAUUCGCGACGGGUGAAGGAGGCGGCCGGUGAGGAGGAGGGCGAUGCCACGCCCAGCGACACUAUUACGCCCACGCGGCAAAAGUUCGCUAUUGAUCUGCGAACGCCGGAGGAAAUCCAGGCUGGUGAACUGGAGCAGGAAACGGAGGCGUAGUUAUCCUGGUGAUCCUGCGUUGGCUACGUCAAUGUGUUGUGAUGUGUUAGUUACUUAACGUCCAGUGUUCACUGUAUCUGUAAAUUGUGGUUCUCUCACCUGGUAGUUGCCUCAUACAGCUAAUUACCCAAAGCCUAAGUGUUAAUGCGAUUUGUAAACGAUUUUCUAUAAUAAAUUACGAAUAUUGUA